Polyodon spathula (Mississippi paddlefish) is the source of this 23474-nucleotide messenger RNA. Its product is annotated as dystonin-like. Lineage: Eukaryota; Metazoa; Chordata; Actinopteri; Acipenseriformes; Polyodontidae. Gene Ontology annotation, molecular function: calcium ion binding; microtubule binding; structural molecule activity. Gene Ontology annotation, biological process: intermediate filament cytoskeleton organization; hemidesmosome assembly; cytoplasmic microtubule organization. Gene Ontology annotation, cellular component: hemidesmosome; focal adhesion; membrane. The transcript has 101 exons. The record is from RefSeq and is a predicted model, not a curated record. The coding region runs from base 130 to 22599 and encodes 7489 amino acids.
GCAGCUUUUGGGCUCUCGGCAUCAGAAUCAAAGCGAUUUCCUUGGUAACACAGAAAUGUGUUAAGAUUUCAAUCAAAACCGAAUUCCAGCUUCUAAGGUUGCAGCUGUGGCUGCCCGGCAUCCCGUCCUAUGAUGAUUGCUGCAGCUUUUUUGGUUUUGCUGAGACCUUACAGUAUCCAGUGCGUCUUGUUGUUGUUAUUGCUCUUAUUGGGGACUAUUGCUACAAUUCUGUUUUUCUGCUGCUGGCACCGCAAGCUUCGUAAAGGCAAACAUCCUGUUAAAUCAGUGUUAUCUGGUCGUUCAAGGAGUCGUGAAGCUGGUCACCGGUCGCAUCAUUUUCGAUCAGAGGGUUACAGACAGAGUCCUCGCUACCUCAGAAGGCGUGCCAGAGCUCCAGUUGUAGAGGAGACCCAGCCCCUGGUGGAAAUUCCUGAAAGUGAGCAAGAAGUAGCAGUCAAGAAAAACAAAAUCAAGAAAAGGGUUCAACCAGAAUUUUAUCACUCUGUACAAGUUACACCAACACGCAAACCCAGUUCUGAGUCUGGGAACGCAUCUCAUCGCUGUUCUAUGUCUUCAUCUGCGGAUUUUUCUGAUGAGGAUGAUUUCAGUCAGAAAUCUGGUUCUGUUUCACCGGCGCCAGGAGAUACACUACCAUGGAAUCUACCUAGACAUGAGCGUUCCAAGAGAAAAAUCCAGGGAGGGUCCGUUCUGGACCCAGCGGAAAGAGCCGUUCUAAGGAUAGCUGAUGAGAGAGACAGGGUACAGAAGAAAACUUUUGCAAAAUGGAUAAACCAGCAUCUUAUGAAGGUACGGAAGCAUGUGAAUGAUCUGUACGAAGACCUUAGAGAUGGACACAACCUGAUCUCCCUGUUAGAGGUGCUAUCUGGGCAGACCUUGCCUCGAGAGAAAGGGAGGAUGCGCUUCCACAGACUCCAGAACGUACAGAUUGCACUUGAUUAUUUAAAGAAACGACAGGUCAAACUUGUGAACAUCAGAAAUGAUGAUAUAACAGAUGGAAACCCAAAGCUAACGUUGGGUUUGAUAUGGACCAUAAUUCUGCACUUUCAGAUCUCCGAUAUCCAUGUUACUGGGGAGUCGGAAGAUAUGACAGCUAAAGAGAAGCUGCUGCUGUGGUCUCAACAGACAACUGAAAGCUAUGCUGGUGUGCGAUGUGAAAACUUUACUACCUGCUGGAGGGAUGGGAGACUAUUUAACACCAUUAUUCAUAAAUACAGGCCGGACCUGAUUGAUAUGAACAUGGUUGCCACUCAGAGCAGUCGAUCAAAUUUGGAACAAGCCUUUUGUGUUGCUGAACAACUAGGAGUGGCAAGACUCCUCGAUCCAGAGGAUGUUGAUGUACAAUCGCCUGAUGAGAAGUCAGUUAUAACUUAUGUUUCAACACUGUAUGAUGCAUUCCCCAAAAUACCAGAGGGUGGAGAAGGCAUCACUGCACAUGAUGUUGACAUUAAGUGGGUGGAAUACCAGAACAUGGUGAAUUACUUCAGCCAGUGGAUAAGGCAUCACAUGACAAUAAUGUCAGAUCGAACAUUCCCAAACAAUCCUGUAGAACUCAAGGCACUUUAUAAUCAGUAUUUGCAGUUUAAAGAAACUGAAAUUCCACAGAAAGAGAACGACAAAACAAGAAUCAAACAUCUGUACAAACUGUUAGAGUCCUGGAUAGAAUUUGGUCGUAUCAAACUCCCACAAGAAUAUCACCCUAAUGAUGUAGAAAGAGAAUGGGGAAAACUUAUAAUUGCCAUGUUGGAGAGGGAGAAGAGUUUACGGCCUGAAGUGGACAGGCUUGAAAUGCUGCAACAAAUUGCAAGCAGAGUACAGCGUGGCUGUGUGGCUGGGGAAGAUAAGUUAAUGUUGGCAAGAAAUGCACUGCAGUCUGAUGCAAAAAGGUUAGAAUCCGGAAUACAUUUCCAGAACGAAGCCGAGAUUACAGGAUACCUGCUGGAGUGUGACAGCCUCCUUCGCCAGCAAGUUGUCGAUAUCCAGAUUCUUUUGGAUGGGAAAUAUUAUCUGGCCGAUCAGCUAGUGCAAAGGGUAUCAAAGCUUCGGGAUGACUUGCUAGCCCUCAAGUCUGAGUGCUCCUCUGUGUACAGCAGGGGACGCACUCUGUCCACAGAGCAGACCAAGAUGAUGAUUUCUGGAAUAACGCAGAGCUUGAACUCAGGUUUCUUACAGAACAUGAACCCGGGCUUGAACACAGGUCUGUCCCAGGGUUUAACACCUACCCUGACACCUGGAUUGAUGCCAGGUCUCUCCCCUGGACUCUCCUCCAGUUUUUCAUCAAGUCUGACUCCCUAUCUGACCCCUUCCCUCACCCCAGCCAUGACCCCGGGGCUGCAGCCAGCAUUGGUGCAGGGCUAUGUUACUGGAAUGGACUCCGCAGCACUGCAGUCCCUAAAACGAACGCAGAUCCGGAAACCCACAAUGAAAUCCUCACUCGCUGAUCCCAGUUUGACUGAGGAAGAAGUCAACAUGAAUUUUGUGCAAGAUCUUUUGAACUGGGUUGAAGAAAUGCAGGUACAAUUGGAUCGUUCAGAGUGGGGUUCAGAUUUGCCAACUGUGGAAACUCAUUUGGAGAAUCACAAAAGUGUACAUAGAGCAAUUGAAGAAUUUCAAGUGAGCCUUAAAGAAGCCAAAUUUAGUGAGAUCCAGAUGACAUCUCCCCAUAAACACAAUUACUCUGAGAGGUUAAGCAAGCUAGAAAAUCAUUAUGGCAAGCUGCUGAAUUCCUCUAGAAAUCGCCAGAAGUACCUUGAAAGCCUGCAUGAGUUUGUGUCAGGAGCCACGCGGGAGCUCAUCUGGCUGAACGAGAAGGAAGAGGAGGAGGUGGCGUACGACUGGAGCGACAGGAAUUCAAAUAUGGCAAAAAAGAGAGAUUACCAUGCUGAUCUCAUGAGAGAGCUUGAUCAGAAAGAGAGUGCUAUUAAGUCUGUUCAGGAUAUGGCCGAACAACUUCUACUUGAGAAUCAUCCAGCCAGGUUAACUAUUGAGGCUUACCGUGCUGCCAUGCAGACGCAGUGGAGCUGGGUCUUGCAGCUGUGCGGUUGUGUGGAACAGCACUUGAAGGAAAAUGCUGUCUAUUUUGAGUUUUUCAAUGAUGCCAAAGAAUCUAUGAAUUAUUUAAAUAAUUUACAAGAUACCAUCCAAAGAAAAUAUGGCUGUGACCGGACAAGCACUCUACAUAAAUUGGAAGAACUGGUUAAAGAAUCUAUGGAUGAGAAAGAACAGCUUUUGCAAUACAAGAGCACUGUGGCAAGUCUUGUUGGGCGGGCCAAAGGAAUAGCCCAGUUAAAACCUAGAAACCCUGACGGCAACAUCUGGAACUCCAUACCAGUGAAAGCCAUCUGCGACUAUCGACAGAUUGAGAUAACUAUCUUCAAAGAAGACGAGUGCAUACUGGCCAGCAACUCUUACCGAGCAAAGUGGAAAGUUAUAAGCCCAAAUGGAAAUGAGGCUAUGGUACCUUCUGUGUGCUUUACCAUUCCACCCCCAAACAAAGAAGCAAUUGGAACUGUCAGCAGAAUUGAGCAGCUUUAUCAGAAUGUCUUGACUCUGUGGCACCACUCCCAUAUAAACAUGAAGAGUGUGGUGUCGUGGCACUACCUCAUGAACGACAUUGAAGCUAUUCAAAAUAGCAAUGUUGCCUCAAUAAGGACCAUGUUACCAGGGGAACACCAACAGGUUCUCAGCAACCUUCAAAGUCACUUUGAGGACUUUCUUGAGGACAGUCAGGAGUCUGAAGUUUUCACCGUCUCUGACAGAGGGCAGCUGGAGAGAGAGGUUGUAAUCUGCAAGCAGUACUACAAGGACCUUCUGAAAUCAGCGGAAAGGGAGGAACACGAGGAAUCUGUCUACAACCUGUUUAUCUCAGAGGUGCGGAACUUCCGUACGCGUCUGGAAAACUAUGAGGAGCGCCUGAUCCGUCAGAUCUGUGCUCCGCUGGAGAGGGACGACCUGCAGGAGAGUGUGCGCAGGAUUGCAGAGCAGGAGAAAUCACAGAAAGAACUAGACAGACUCAAAGAGGAUCUGGAAACCAUACAAGAGAAGUGUGAGACGUUCAUCAGCCAAGCACCCUCGACACCAUCAGUCCCUACUCUGUCCACAGAACUCAAUGUUGUCGUCCAGAACAUGAAUCAAGUCUACUCCAUGUCUUCCAUUUACUUAGAGAAGCUGAAAACCGUAAGCCGGGUAGUGAAAAAUAGCCAAGGAGCAGAGGCCUUAGUGAAACUGUAUGAGACAAAACUGUGUGAGGAAGAUGCUAUGAAUGCUGAAACAAAAGCUACUGAGACUGUCGUGAGUACUCUGAAGCUGUGGUGCACAGAAAUCGAUGAAAAAAGAGAAGUGUUUCUCGAUUUGGAGGAUGAGCUACAGAAAGCCAGGGCUGUUAGUGAUCGGAUGUUCGAGAUGCAUAAUGAACGAGAUUUUGACUUGGACUGGCACAAAGAGAAAGCGGACCAGCUGGCAGAGAGAUGGCAGAACGUUCAUUCUCAGAUUGAAAACAGGCUAUGUGACCUGGAGUCUAUAUGCAAAUCUCUAAAGUACUACAAAGACACCUAUCACGCGCUAGAUGACUGGAUAAAGGAAAUGGAAGACACUCAAUUGAAGAUGCAAGAAAACCAGCCGGAAGACAGCAAAGCACUAGCUGAACUGCUGAACCGGCAAAAGGUCCUUGUUUCAGAAAUUGAAAUGAAACAAAGUAAAAUUGAUGAGUGUCAGAAAUACUCAGAGCAGUACUCAGCUGUGGUGAAGGACUAUGAGCUUCAGUUAAUGACCUACAGGGCAAUGGUGGAUUCACAGCAGAAGUCCCCAGUCAAGCGACGCAGGAUGCAGAGUUCAUCUGAUGUAAUCAUACAGGAGUUUAUGGACCUACGGACCCGCUACACUGCUUUGGUUACCCUCAUGACUCAGUAUGUGAAGUUUGCUAGUGAAACCUUGAAGAGAACAGAGGAGGAAGAGAAAUCUGUUGAGGAAGAGAAGAAAGAACAUGGUGAAAAAGUUAGCAAGUUGUUAAACUGGGCAUCGAAUAUGAAAAAAAACAUCAUUAAAGAAGAGAAGCUCUUGCAGGAUGACAAAAAUGUCUCAAAAGACACGUCUUAUAAGCCUCAGGUUUCAAUGGAAGAAGUAGCAACUAAGAAAGAACAAAUUGCUGAAGCUUUGAGGACGACUCAGUUAAUGUUGGUGAAACACAGUGACAAAAUGACAGAAGAAGAAAGACAAGAGACCAAAGAACAGCUAAAGUCUUUACAGCAGGCAUACAAUGAUUUAUCUCGGCAGUCUGUUAAUCAGCUGAAGCCUAAACCACAAAGCCUUCCUGCUGAACAGGAUUACCAAACCAUAGAAGGUCUUAUAAACCUGGAAACUGGAGCUGUCUUUUCAGUUUUUCGCUCUAUGCAGAAAGGUCUAAUUGACUACACUACUGCAAUCAAUUUACUUGAAGCUCAGUUGAUCACGUGUGGACUCAACUUACCAGAACUGAGCAUGUGUUUGGAUGUAGAUGAUGCUUUCAAGCAUGGUCUGGUUGACAAACAUACUUACAACCAUUUACAGGAAAUGAAUGAAGCUAAAAGGUAUGUUCUGAGUGCCAAGUAUGCAUCCGAACCUCUUCCAGUAAUUGCUGCUUUUAGAGAUGGAAUUAUCUCAGAACAACUAGCCAUUAGGAUGAUUGAAAUGCAACUGGCAUCCGGGGGUUUAAGAGUCACGUAUACAGGUGACAUUUUAAACCUAGAGAAGGCUUUCCAAAGUGGACUAAUUCCACCACCAUUGUUCCUGAAGAUUCUAGAACGAGAGGAUACAUGCAAAGACUUGAUUGACCCAAAUACAGCAGAAAGGGUCUCACUAAUACAGCUUGUGCAGAGGAGUUUGGUUCAUGAAGAGAGAGGUCUGAGAUUGUUGCCAGUGAAGAAAGGAGAAGAUGGUAAAAUAGCUUUAAAAUCCGGUAGAGAGGUCAGCAUAUUGCGGGCUGUUCAUGAAGGCCUUAUUGAUCGGGAAACCAUGUUCAGACUGCUGGGAGCUCAGCUAUUUGCAGGAGGUAUUAUGGAUCCCACAACAAAUUGUAAACUAAACGUGGAGGAGGCAGUGCAAGAAGGCCUGAUUGAUCAAGACACUGCCUGCGGAAUAUUGAGCUAUCAGGCCCAAAAUGGUGGAAUCGUCAAUCCUUGCUCUGGUGAUAGAUUAACUGUGGAUGAAGCUGUUCAAUGUAAUUUAAUAACACCCAGCAGUGCUCUAUUAGUGCUGGAAAAACAAAACGCUUUUAUGGGUCUUAUCUGGCCUUGUUCGGGUGAAAUCCUCACUGUUUCAACUUCCAUACAGCAUGAGGUGAUUACAAAUGAACUUGCUUAUAAAUUGCUAAGUAACAGACAGAAAAUAGCAGCACUAUAUAUUCCAGAGAGCUCUGAGGUAGUAAGUAUUGAAGAUGCAACCAAGUCAGAGGUAAUAGACAGCAAUACUGCAGGUGUUUUGAAUUCUAUAGUGAUACCUGAUGUCAUUCCCGAUAUAGAUGAUUUAGAAGAAAAGAUUGCAACUUGGGUUUCUUCAUGUGACCUUCAGCUUGCUAAUUCUCAUGAAUUGCAACAGAAUCAAGAAAUAUCUGAAUUGAAAAAUAGAAAUUUACCAUCGCCCUCAGAAGCCAAACAACUAUUUAUAUCCUAUUUAAUGAUAAAUAGUUAUAUGGAUCCAAAAUUAGGACAGAGGCUGUUGGUAUACGAUAGAGAGUUAGCUAAAAUAACCACACUUUUCACAGAUAAUGCUGAAAAAUUCCACAAUACUAUGCCUUGUCUCAAACAAUCUAGUGUCAGUAUAGACAAACAUGACUGCACCAAGGCUGUAGAAAACCAUGUAAGUGAACAGCCUGCAGGCACACAUGAAAAUAGAAUUGAUAAAGAACCAAAUACCAUGUCUAACCAGCAUUUUCCAAGACAGGUGCAGGAACAGUUUAUUUCAAGAUUACAUGAUUGCUUUUCUGAAGAAACAGAAAUCUAUAAACACAGUGACAAUAAGACACAAGUAGACAAUGCUGAAGUGUAUAACGCAGUGAACUGCAGUGAAGACAGUGUUGCAAAACAAACUCAUUCUGUAAGUGCUGAUAGGUCUGUAGCUGUUUUGCCUUCAAAAGCCAAAGAUCAAUCACAAAUACAGUUCCAGACCCAAAACCAUCACCUAAUCACUAAUGCAAAUACUGAAGGACAAGAUCAUCUAUUUAACCAAAAACGCAUGAUUGAAACUGGUUUAGAUGGACCACACACAUACAAAGAAAUGUCAGUGAGAAGUGAUACUAAAGAAACAAUAUUUGAUGGUGAUUUUGAUAUGCUACCUCAUAUGAGAGAAUGCAGCCUGUAUAAAGACGCUGAAUGUAACUCAUUUGCAAGUGUGUCCAGUAACAUAAACAACCAGGUAUUAAAAAUAGCCAAUGAUUGUGAAUGUCAAAAAGCUGACUUGGAAUUCUCAGGGAAGACAGAUAUGUUUACUAAAGGAUUGGGGAAUGAUGAAGAAGAGAACCUGUUGUUUUUGACCGAUGUUGAAAAGGGAACGUUAGAGCAACAGAAUGCUGCAAACAUUCUCAAAGUUCAGUUGGAAGAAGGUGGCAUUUUGGAUUAUGUUACUGGUGAGCAGUACAAUCUUGAUACAGCCUUAGAAAUGGGUCUUGUUGACAAGGAUGCUGUAUUAGAUGUGUUAGCUUUGCAGCUCCAGGGUGAACAAACAGGCGAAACUUUACCACUUAAGGAAGUUGUGGCAAAAGGACUGAUACCAAGCCAUGUGGGACUUCAGAUCGAGGAAAAGCUGUGUCUACUGGAUAGGUCUUAUGAAUCAAAAACUGGAGAAACAAUUACUAUCAAUGAUGCUAUGCAACAAGGUCUGGUUGAUAAUGAUGUUAUAGAAAAAGCCCUACUUUCUGAGAAGGCUAUCUAUGCCACAAUUGACCCAGAGAGCAAUGAUUUGCACAGUGUGCCAGAAGGAGCAAUACUUGGUCUUUUAAAUGAUAGCACAGCACAGAGGCUGUUGGAAGGUCAGAUCUUGUCUGGUGGAAUUGUAGAUCUUGAGCAAGGAAAACAGGUAUCAGUGACUUUGGCAUCCAAACCUGUGCUUAUAGAUGAGCAUCUUGGUGAAGGGCUUCCAAAAAUGGAAGAAGCAAUAACUGGAAAAGAAGUAGAUUCAAUAAAACUGAAGCAGAUGAGCCUGCAGAUGGAACUCAGUGGUAUGCAGGACUCUGAGGUACAACAACUCUUACCUCUCACUGAAGCUAUAGAAAAAGCACUAGUGGUUAAAGACAGAGCCUUCUCCAUUUCAUGUGAACAAUUAGAAGAUGGUGGGAUCGUUCAGCAUGCAUCAGGCUUGUGUUUGUCAGGGCGGGAUGCUCUUAAGCAUGAAUUAAUUGAUCAGAACAUGGUUUAUGAGCUAUCUAAAUUAGAAAACAAUAUUUGCAAAAACACUCCACCAGAAACAUUUGAGAACUGUUCACAUGAAGUAUCACAAGAAACAGUUGAAUAUGCGGAUGGAGAUAAGUUUAAUGAGCAUGUUGUUCCACAUUCUGAUUGUAUCAGUGGCAAUUCAAUUGACAUGCAGUCUGGAAAAAGAUACCUAGAUUUAAAAACGUGCACAGAGGCUGAAUACACAGGGCAGAAUGUGCAGUUGAAAAAGUCUGGUGUAGCUUUUGAGUCAAACAUUAUCCAAAAUGGCAACCAGGAACACAAUGAAUCAGAUAGGUCUUCCCUGUCACAUGACAAUAAACCUUCUGAUCCAAACACAUUUGAAAAUACAUCCAGUGAAACAGAAGGUACGUCAUCUUUAUGUGGUUCACUGACUCAAACAAAUUACCUGAAAGAAAGAGUAGACAGUAUUAAAACAGAAACUGAAAUGUUCACGUCCCACACUAGUGAUUCAGGUUCAUUGAUCCGAAAGGAAAAGUGUAAAGAGAACUUCAUGGAUACCAACAUACUUUGCUAUCCUAAUGUAUCUGAAUCUGAUAAUACAGGAUUUUGCCAAGCAGAGAUAGGUAGUCUUAAAGAGAGAGAUUGUGAAAGUGCUUCAUAUGUCUUAGAUAAUCUUGCACAUACAUCCCCUAGCACUCAAAUAAAAUACAAAGUACAGGAUAAUAGAGAGAAUUUAGAAGUUAAUGUGAGUAUGACAGAGGCCUGCACUGAUCCACAGGUGGAAAAUGUUGCAGAAAUAGCUUUAAUCGUGAGAAAGCAGUAUUUGCAAGAUGGUUUUAAGAUAAGUAGUGAUAUGAUCAAUUGUAUUCAGGGUGGUGCAAUGGACCAGUUGCCUGAUGUAUCUGAAAAAACUAUUUUGAGAGAUAGUAAUGAUUCAGUUCACAGCAGAGUUGUUAUAGAUGAUGAUUGCACAGAGAGUAAAAGUAUGGCUACCAAUGUGGAUUUAUCCACUCAACUUACAGAUUCUGUUGGUAAACUGGCAGUCAAGUCUUACGUCAGUAGCAUUACAGAUAGCUCUGCAUCCUCUCAUCAAACUUCUGAUGUAGUAUGUAGUAAACUAAGGUCAAGUUUGCAGGAGUUGGUAAAAAUAACUGUGGAGGAUACUAAUGCAAAGGUCUUACAAAAAGCUGAACCUCAGGUAGUUGAGGAUAUAAUCAGAAUGAUAAUAAAUAUUCAAGAGUCCAGUGCUGAGAAGAAUGCAGUUCCAAGUGAUGAGGAGAAAGGACCACAAUUAAGUCACAUUGACAGAAAAAGUCCUGAUGUUCUUACUGAUUUCUUGAAACAAGAGGCCCUCCACUCAAAGGCCAAUGAACAGCUUGGGGCAAAGAAAGACUUGGCCUUAAAAGAGAAAAUGCAUGAGACAGAUCGUUCAGCUGCUGCAGAACUGAUCCAGUCACAACUGCAGCAGGUCCAACUGGCUGCAUCUCUUAAUGAUGACCCAGCAAUGUUCAGAGAGUUGGCUGGCAAGCUCAGGGAUAUUCUUGGAAGAAAUCUAGAAUGUGAAAGGAACCAAACUCCUGGAAAUGCUAGAGACAGAAGCAAGCAGGUUGCUGCAGCUGUAAAUGAACCUCUAAGCGAUGAUGUGCCGGAGUUCUGUUACCUAACAGAAACUGUCAAAGCACUGUGUAAGCAAGAAACAGUGGAACAAAUCCCUGCUGAUUUGUAUGAAGAUAAGCAGAGCCCCCAGAAUAAAACUGAAACUAAAGAAGAGCCUAAAUCAAACGGUAUUACACAGCAUUAUUUGAAGUGCAUCGGUAAGCUACAGGAUCAUUCAGAUGUACUUGAAAAUCUGAAAAAUGAACUGGACAGUCUAGAACCUCUUGGCAACAACUUGGACACGUUAACAAUUCAGCUUGAAGAAUCAGAGUUGCUAGAAUCACAGCUUUCUUCACUGGCUGGCACUCUAACCAAAGAUCUGAAGACGACGGAUCAAUUAUUAGAGUCUGCGAAUGAAUAUGUUCCCACUCAAAUAUGCGGCGAUCUGGAAGUGGUUUCUAAAGAUUUGCAGCUUGCUUUCUGUGAUGCUUGCAAAAUGUCCACAGAAAGAAGACAUUUAGUAGAAGAAGCUAUUUACUUGGAAAAGUCUAAAUUAGCAUAUUCAAACCAAGAACUGCUUGAAAGGGUUCAGAAGCUUUCCGUUUGUAUUGAAGAAAGUGCUGGAAGCAUUGCAAACCUUGAUAUCAUGAACACUGAUGAUCUGGAAACCAUCAAGCUCAGAAUUCAGCAAAACAAGGACUUAGAUAAAGCCUUGUGUAUCACAAAAAACCAGCUAGAUGCAACAGCAUUUGAUGUUCAGUACUUCAUAUCUGAACAUGCCCAAGAUCUCUCUCCCUCCCAAAGCAAGCUGCUGCUGAAGUCUCUUAACGCUGCUCAGAAGUCAUUCAAAGAACUAAUGGAAAUGGUUUCUACACAACAAGACACUCUGACGCUUCAUCUAGAAAUAAGACAAGACCUGAGUAAUCAGAAGAGUGUUGCAGAAAAGCAAAAGGAAUACACAGAAAAACUGCAAGAGUUGUGUCAUCACUUGACACAGACAGAGAACAGGCUUAUUGGCCAUCAGCAAACUACCAUUAGUGGAGAUAGUCUGGGUGACCUACAGCAGCUUCAGACAGAGUAUCAGGCCUUGCAAAUUGAUGUACAGGCUGGAGACAGUGCCCUAACAGAGGUAGUGAGAAGUACUAAGAGGUUCUUGGAAGAGAACAGAGACAAGCUGCAGCCAGAGCAAAUUGCCAUGAUUGAGAACAAACUGGAGGAAGCGAACAGCAAAUCAAAACUGCUCAGUCAGCGGGCCGAGGAGUCAAGGAAGGACCUGGACAAGGCGAUGACAACAGCUAUCAAGCAAGAAACUGAAAAGGUGGCAGCAGUGGAGCAGCUAGAGGAGAGCAAGAACAAAAUCGAAGGACUAUUGGGCUGGUUGUCUAACGUAGGAAAGGAAAAGGACAUGGAAGGAAAUCUAGAACAGCAGAUGGCCAAACAGAAUGGGAACCUUCCCCUGGAAAGCUCAGACACGUUGGUGAUUGUAGAGGAGGAUGAAGAAAAUGGAAACCUGCAGCAGGUCCAGACAGGAACUGUUGUGGAUGGAAAAAGGAAAGCCACAGAAAUAUUAGAUUUAAACAAGCAGUAUGAAAAGGUCAAGGCUCAUCAUCAGGACAUCUUGUCCCAGCAACCGGACUUUAUUAUUGCUACUCAGUCUGCCCAGGCCCUGCUUGAGAAACAGGGUCACAUGCUUUCUCCAGAAGAGAAGGAAAAGCUGCAGAGGAACCUCCAAGAGCUGAAGGAUUGCUACAAAACUACUUUGACCAAGACGGAGCACAAAAUGAAGCAGAUCCAAUCGGUACAAGAAGAACUUCAGAAAUUCCAAACCGAUUGUAGCGAAUUUGAAAACUGGCUGCAGCAAUCUGAGGGUGAAAUCACAGACCUAAAGACAGGAGUGUCUGACCUUGGUGCUCUGAACGGCAAGCUUCAAAGACAGAGAAGCUUUUCGGAAGAUGUGAUCUCUCACAAAGGAGAUCUGAGGUUCAUCACUAUCUCUGGACAAAGGGUGUUGGAUGCGGCCAAAUCAUGUAGCAAAGCAGAUACUAGCAAGGACUCUGAACUGGACGUAGAUACAUCUGGAGUCUGUACUGUAGUGCAAGACCAACUGGACUCUGCAGCAAAUCGCUACAAAACUCUUCACUCCCAGUGUAACCAGCUGGGAAACAACCUCAAAGAUGUGGUAGAGAAAUACAGACAGUAUGAAGAUGCCUCAACUGGCCUUGGAUCGUGGUUAGAACAGUCCGAAGAUGUUGCGAGAAAACAGCUGGCAGAACCUGUUGCUGCUGAUCCAAAAAAUCUUCAAAAGCAGCUUGAGGAAACCAAGGCUCUUCAGGGACAGAUGUCAGGGCGUCAAGGUGCUGUGGAGAAGUUGCGGAAAACAGCUGAUGCUCUCAUUGCAACAGAGGGGGACUUGUUGGCAAAUCAAAAUACAAUCCAAGAAACAGUGGAUAGUAUCGUAGAGAGGUAUGAUAACCUUUCCAAGGUGGUGAAUGAUCGAAAUGAGAAGCUGCAGAUCACUUUGACACGGUCCCUGAGUGUGCAGGAUGGGUUGGAUGAAAUGUUGGACUGGAUGGAAGGUGUUGAGAAGAGCCUUGGAGAAAAAGAUCAAGUUCCUCUGAACUCGACUGCUAUCCAAGACAUGCUCAGUAAAAAGGCUGUAUUAGAGCAAGAUAUUUCAAUUCGUCAGAGCAGUAUCACUGCCAUGAAAGAGAAGGUAAAAAAGUUCAUUGAGACAGCAGACCCGUCCACUGCUUCCUCUCUGCAAGCAAAAAUGGACACCCUCUCGAAAUGCUUCACUGAUUCCUGCAAGAAACACAAAGAGAAGGUCACCAAACUAGAGGAGCUGAAGGACAAGGUGGAGCUGUUUGAAAAGACAGCACAGAAAGUCCAGCAGUUUGUGGCCAGAAGAUCUCAGGCCCUGUCUGAGACAGAUGGGCCUGGGAAGAAUGUCAGUGAACUUUCACAGUUAAUGCAGGACACAAAUGCUGAGUUAUUAGACCAUGCCAAGGAUGUUGAACUUCUACGGAAUCUGUCUAAGGAACUGGCAGAGGCUAGCCCUGAGGAAAGCAAUGUCCGCAUUCUUGAAAAAGUGGACAAUCUUUCAAAGAAAUUCAAAGAGUUUGAGGACACAUUUAAGGAGAAAGAAGAAGAAGUUUCUUCUUGUCAAGGGCAGUUGGCGGAAUUCAAGUGUGCCGUUGAGUCUUUCAGAAAAUGGCUAGAUGAGUCGACAGAGAAGAUCCCUGUUGUGAAACCAGUUUGUAAUGUGGAAGACCAUCAGAAACAUCUACUGAAAGCAAAGGCCUUAUUGGAGGAAUGGUUAUCCAAGGCUUCUAUACUUCAAGAGAUUAACAACAAAGGAUCUGCACUUUGUAACUUAAUAAUUGUCCUGACAUCCCCUGUGAAAACCAAGACAACAGCAAAAUCAGGCACAGCAGUGGUAAAUGAUGCUGAAACUCAUGCCUAUCUAACCAAUAAAGAGCUGACAGUUGUCCAGCAAAAUAUGUCAUAUGUCAACCAUGGCUAUGAAAAUCUGGGGGUUCAUCUAAAGGAGAACGUUGGUGAACUAGAUGGUAUGCUUGUCAAGCUGCAAGAAGUGCAGGAUGAAGUAAACUCAGUCAUGCAAUGGUUUGAUGACAUAAAUAAAACCACAGCAUCUUGGGAUGCCAUAUCUACUGAGGCUGAAUCCAUGAAAACACAGAUGGAACAACAAAAGAUGUUUGAAGCAGAGUUGAAACAAAAACAGGGACAACUCCAGCAGUUGAAAGAAAAGCUGUUAGACCUGCUUGAGAAGCACCCAGACUCUCCCGAAGCUGCAAAAUGGAAGCAGAUGUUGGAUCAGAUAGAUUCCACAUGGAAAGACGUAAACAGCUUAAUGGAUGAGAGAAAGCAGAAGCUGGAGGAGUCAUCCAAGAAUCUUACCCAGUUCCAGACAGCUGAGGCUCAAUUAAAGCAAUGGCUUGCAGAGAAGGAGCUAAUGAUGAGUGUGCUGGGCCCUCUCUCAAUAGAUCCAAAUAUGUUAAAUGCACAAAAGCAACAAGUUCAGAUUCUGCAAAAUGAAUUUGACACACGCAAGUCUCAAUACAAUCAACUGAAGAAAUCAGCAAAGGGCAUCUUGGAGAGGCCAGGAGAUCUUCCUCCAUCGUGCAAGAUCUUGAAGGAUCAACUGGCUGCUGUUGCAGAGAAAUGGGAAAAUCUGACAGGACAGCUGAGUGGCAGGUCAGAGCAAAUCGACCGGGCUAUUGUCAAAACAAACGAAUUCCAGAACCUGCUAAAAAAGAUUUCAGAAAAUGUGGAUGCCUUGAACAGUAAAUUAAACAGCCAGUCUUCUCUGAGCACCCAGCCUGAUGCUGUUAAACACCAGCUAGAAAUGGCAACCGAAAUCUGUACCAAGCUUGGGGAAGAAAAGAAGAGUGUUGAGGAGGCUGAAGUUCUGUGCAAAGAGCUGUCUUCUUUAGUCGGUGAAGAAUACCUGAAAACAGAUCUUAGCAGACAGCUGGAAAGUGUCAGCAAGCCAUUUAAAAACCUUGAAGAAAGAACAGGGAACUGGAUACAGCAGCUUAAUUCUGCGUUCGCCAGCUCACAGCAGUUCCAUCAGAUGUCCAAAGAUUUCCAUGGUUGGUUGGAUGGAAAAAGACAGGAGCACUCAAUGUCACCCCUAAUAUCUGCUGAACUUGAAACUCUGCAACAGACUAUCAAGGACCAUGCUGAAUUCCAGAAGUCUUUGGACGAGCAAAAUGCAGCAUAUGAAAAAGUAAUAAAGGAUGGAGAGACUCUGUUACAAAAGACACAUGGGGCUGAGAAGUCGGCUUUACAAAGCCAGCUUGCCUUGCUUAAAGCCAAUUGGGAUGAAUUAAAAAAACAAUCCUCAGAGCGGCAGGACAAUUUGCAAGUAUGCCUUCAAAGAGUUCAGAAGUACAAAGAACAUGCAGAAAAACUGAGUCCAUGGAUUGAAGAAUGUGAAAAUAAAGUAGCCAAAGUAAAGAUUUGCAUUGACCCAGCAGAAGUUGAGAGCUCCAUCUCCCAGAUCAAAACAUUACAGAAGGACCUAGACAAGCACCGUGGAAUGGUGGAGUUGUUAAAUACUGCUGCCGACAGCUUGUUUGAAGUCUCGCAAGCUGACGAAGAUUUAAUCAGAGAUGAGAAGGCUUCCUUCAACCAGAAGGUUGAAAACAUGAUGGAGCAACUUCAAAACAAGAAAGAUUCCUUGGAAGAGAUCGCACAGCGCCUCAAGGAGUUUAAUGAGUCUCAUAAACAAGCUGAAGAGCAGCUGUAUGGUGCCAAGAAGCAACUUGAGGCCCAUGAGUCUCUGGGAGCUCAGGCUUACAACAACAAACAUCUAACCAACAUGAAGGCACAGCAGAAAACACUUGAGACCCUAAAGACCCAGGUAGAUUAUCUGAUAAACCUUGCACAGGGACUGGUGGUUGAUGCCCCAGGUGUAGCAGGUGUAUCUAACCUUCUAUUACAGACAGACUCUCUUAACCAGGAGUACAAUUCUGUAAACCAGCAGGUGGAAGAGAAGUGCUCAUUUCUGGAAACCAAGCUCCAGGGAAUCGGACAAUUCCAAAACAACAUCAGGGAAAUGUUCUCCCAGUUUGCAGAUUUUGACGACGAGCUAGACAGCAUGCAACCAGUGGCCCGUGACCUGGACACUUUGCAGUCACAGAAGGAUGACAUCAAGAGUUUUGUGAACAAACUUCAGGAGCUGAUGGUCAACACGGUGAAUGCCAAGAAAAACUGCAAAAAGAUGCUAGAGACAGAGGGGUCUCCAGAUCUGAUGGGCUUGAAGAGGGACCUGGAAGCUUUAAACAAGCAGUGCAGUAAAUUGAUGGACAGAGCUAAAGGGAGAGAAGAACUAGUUGGAACCACUCUCACCCGUGUUGAUGAAUUAUACAACAAGAUUAAGGAACUCUCUGAAAAACUUCUGGUAGCUAAAGAGCAUGAGGAAUCUCAAGGGCCAGUUGGAAUGGAGACCGAGCUUAUUAAUCAGCAGCUAAAUGUCUUCAAGGUAUUCCAAAAAGAAGAGAUUGAGCCUUUGCAAGCUAAGCUACAAGAUGUUAACUGGCUGGGUCAGGGCCUUAUACAGAGUGCUGCUAAAAAUGCCAACACCCAGGCUCUCGAAGGUGAUCUCGAGGAUGUUACCACAAGAUGGAAUACACUCAACAAAAAGGUUGCAGAAAGGGACACCCAGUUGCAUGAAGCACUACUGCACUGUGGGAGGUUUCAGGAUGCCCUUGAAUCUCUGCUCGGCUGGCUGAAUGAUACUGAAGAUCUUGUUGCCAAUCAAAAGCCACCUUCCGCCGAGUUCAAAGUAGUUAAGGCUCAGAUUCAGGAACAAAAACUUCUGCAAAGGCUAUUGGAUGACCGUCAACCAACUGUGGAUAUAAUAAAACGAGAGGGAGAAAAAAUGUCUGGGGCUGCAGAGCCGGCAGAUAUGGAAAAGAUGCUGAAAGAACUUGGCAGUCUUGGUUGUAGGUGGGAUGCACUGCUGAGCAAGGCAGAGACAAGGAACCGACAGCUGGAAAGCAUCCUAGUGGUAGCACAGCAGUUCCGUGAAACACUGGAGCCCUUGGCAGAGUGGCUUUCUGCCACUGAAAAAAGACUGGCAAACUCAGAACCCAUUGGAACUCAGACUAAGAAAUUAGAGCAGCAAAUUUCACAGCACAAGGCCUUAGAAGAUGAUAUUAUGGGUCACAGUAAAAACUUACACCAAGCUAUUAGUCUUGGCCAGACACUUAAGACAAUGAGUUCCAUCGAUGACAAGGGAUUGGUGCAGGGCAAGCUGGAUUCAAUACAGACUCACACCAUUGAAGUCCAGGAGAGAUGUAGCAGGAAAGCAGCCAUGCUGCAGCAGGCCCUCUCUAAUGCCCGGCUCUUUGGAGAAGAUGAAGUUGCACUAAUGAAUUGGUUAAAUGAAGUACAUGACAAACUGAGUAAUGUGGCAGUCCAGGACUACAGCACUGAUGUACUUCAUAAACAGCAUUAUGAACAACUGGUUCUUCAUGAGGACAUUGUGCUCAGGAAACAAAAUGUUCACCUGGCUAUUCAAAAUGGCUUGGAACUUUUGAAACAAACAACAGGUGAUGAAGUUGUUAUUAUUCAAGAAAAACUGGAUGGUAUCAAAGCCAGAUAUGCAGAAAUCAAUUCAAUGAGCACCAGUGUUUCAAAGUCACUCAAUCAAGCUCUAACGCUUGCAACCAAACUGCAGCAAAACCACAAACAGCUGUGCAGUUGGCUUGAUAACAUUGAAGCAGAAGUGGCUGCUUAUGAAGUUCAGGUCACUGCACGAGAACAGCUGACCCAAGUACAAGAGAGACAAAAAGAGCUCCUGAAAGAUGCAAAGGGGCACAAGAGGUUGGUGGACACUCUAAAUGAGGUAAGCAGCGCUCUGCUGGAGCUGGUGCCCUGGAGAGCACGGGAGGGACUGGACAAACUGGUGUGUGAAGACAAUGAGAGAUACAGACUAGUGAGAGACUCCAUCAUGCAGCAUGUGGAAGAAAUAGCUGCUGCUAUUUUGAGAUCACAGCAGUUUGAACAUGCAACUGAGGUGGAGCUUGAGUGGCUAACUGAUGCAGAAAAGAAACUGGCAUCACUUGGAGAUGUCCGACUUGAGCAAAACCAGACUGUAGCUCAGUUACAAGUUCAAAAGGCAUUCUCUAUGGACAUUUUAAGACAUAAGGAUGCCAUUGAUGAAAUUGUGAAAACUAGGGAGGCAGUAAUCAGCAGCAGCGAUGAAGAGGAGAAACAAUCCUUACAGGAUAAAGUUCAAACUCUUCUGGAGAAAUAUGAUGCUGUCAGCCAUAUGAAUGCAGAAAGAUGUCUACAGCUUGAGCGUGCUCAGUCAUUGGCCAGUCAGUUCUGGGAGACCUAUGAUGAGCUGUGGCCCUGGCUGCAGGAAACGAGGAGUGUGGUCUCCCAGCUUCCUGCUCCUGCCAUUGAAUAUGAAACCUUAAAACAGCAGGAAGAAGAAUUGAGGCAAAUGCGUGAGCUGAUUGCAGAACACAAGCCUUAUAUCGACAAGAUGAACAAGACCGGGCCCCAGCUGUUGGAGCUAAGCCCUGUUGAAGGCCUUUCCAUCCAGGAAAAAUACACAGUGACUGACAAGCUUUAUAUGCAGAUAAAAGAAGAUGUUAAACAGCGAGCGGUAGCUUUGGAUGAAGCCAUUUCUAAGUCAACCCAGUUCCAUGACAAGAUUGACCCAAUGAUGGAGACUCUAGGACGGAUAGUGGAGCGCUUGAGGCAGCCCCCUUCCAUCUCUGUGGAGGUGGAGAAAAUUAGAGAGCAGAUCAGCGAGAAUAAAAAUGUGUCUGUAGAUCUGGAGAAGCUUCAGCCUGGAUAUGAAACUCUGAAACAACGUGGGGAGGAGAUGAUUGCACGCUCUGAGGGGGCUGACAAAGAUAUAUCCGCUAAAGCUGUGCAAGACAAGUUAGACCACAUGGUGUUCAUGUGGGAAGAUAUCAAGGCCCUUCUCGAAGAAAGAGAAGCCAAGCUCUUGGAUGUGAUGGAUCUAGCUGAGAAAUUCUGGUUUGACCACUGUGCACUCAUAGUCACCAUCAAGGACACACAGGAUCUCCUGCGAGACUCGGAGGAGCCUGGGACCGACCCUUCAGUGGUGAAACAGCAGCAGGAGUCUGUAGAGAGCUUUAAAGAAGAAAUAGAUGGAUUACAGGAAGAGCUUGAUGUAGUUCAGAACCUCGGAAAUGAAUUGAUGGCUGUCUGCGGGGAGCCUGACAAGCCUGUAAUCAAGAAGAGCAUUGAUGAGCUCAAUUCUGCUUGGGACAACCUGAACAAGAACUGGAAGGAAAGAGUGGAAAUACUAGAGGAGGCCAUGCAGUCUGCUGUUCAGUUUCAGGAUGGACUGCAGGGGUUAUUUGACUGGGUGGAUAUUGUGGAGAGUAAACUUGAUUCCAUGUCACCUGUUGGCACUGACCUAGAGACUGUCAAACAACAAAUAGGGGAACUGAAGGAAUUCAAGUUGGAAGCCUACCAACUACAGAUAGAGAUGGAGAGGCUUAACCAGCAGGCAGAGAUGCUGUUGAAGAAAGUUGUUGAUGAAAGCGACAGACAUCCCAUUACGGAACCUUUAACUGAGCUCAGAAUGCUGUGGGACAGCCUUGAUCAGAAGAUUAUCAACAGACAGCACAAACUGGAGGGAGCGCUGCUGGCUCUGGGGCAGUUCCAGCAUGCCUUGGAUGAGCUGCUGACAUGGCUGACACACACAGAAGACUUACUGAAGGAACAGAAAAAAACAGGAGGAGACCCCAAAGCUAUAGAAAUUGAACUCGCCAAGCAUCACGUGCUCCAGAAUGAUGUGCUGGCCCACAAAACCACGGUGGAAGCUGUUGAGAAAGCAGGAAAUGAUUUGAUUGAGUCCAGUGCUGGGGAGGAAGCUAGUAGCCUCCGGAGCAAGCUGGAAAACUUGAAUCAGCGAUGGAAGACAGUCCUGGAAAAAACAGGACAGAGGCGGCAACAUCUGGAAAGCGCUCUGCUCCAGGCCCAGGGUUUCCAUGGCGAGAUUGAAGAUAUGCAGAAGUGGCUUAAAGACACUGAACGUCAGCUGUUAGCAUCAAAGGCUGUUGGUGGUUUACCAGAAACGGCUCGAGAGCAGCUUAAUAUCCAUUUGGUUAAACUAGAGGAAGCCUUGACCUUGGCCACAGAGUUCCAUAACUCCCUUCAAGACUUCAUCAACUGGUUAACCCAGGCUGAGCAAACUCUAACAAUGGCCACACCAGCAAGCCUUAUCUUGGAUGACAUCUUGUUUCAGAUUGAUGAACAUAAGGUCUUUGUCACUGAGGUAAAUUGCCACAGAGAGCAGAUAAUGGAGCUGGACAAAACUGGAACCCACUUGAAAUACUUCAGUCAGAAGCAGGAUGUUGUCCUCAUUAAGAACCUGUUGAUCAGUGUACAGAGCCGCUGGGAGAAGGUUGUCCAGCGAUCAGUGGAGAGGGGGCGAGCACUAGAUGAUGCCAGGAAACGUGCCAAGCAGUUCAAUGAAGCCUGGAACAAGCUAAUGGAGUGGCUUGAGGAAUCAGAAAAGGCCCUGGAUUCCGAGCAGGAAAUCGCAAACGAUCCAGACAAGAUUAAGAUGCAGCUGGCACAGCAUAAGGACUUUCAGAAGGCCCUUGGAGGCAAACACUCAGUUUUUGACACUUCAAUCAGAACUGGACGCGCUUUGAAGGAAAAGACCUCUCUUAAAGAUGACAUCCAGAAACUGGAUGACAUGCUCAGUGAACUGAAAGACAAAUGGGACACUGUCUGUGGUAAAUCUGUGGAAAGGCAAAAUAAACUGGAAGAAGCUCUGCUGUUUUCAGGACACUUCACCGAUGCUCUGCAGGCUCUAAUUGAUUGGUUGUACAAAGUAGAGCCCCAGCUUGCUGAAGACCAGCCAGUUCAUGGAGAUCUAGACCUUGUAUUGAAUCUGAUAGAUAACCACAAGGUCUUCCAGAAAGAGCUAGGUAAAAGAACUAGCAGUGUCCAGGCUUUGAAACGCUCAGCACGGGAACUAACUGAAAUCAGUCACGAUGACUCUUCAUGGGUCAAAGUGCAAAUGGUGGAGUUGAGCACCCGCUGGGAGACUGUGUGCGCUCUCUCUGUGUCCAAACAAACACGACUGGAAAAAGCUCUCUGUCAGGCAGAGGAAUUCCAUUCCACCGUGCACAUCCUGUUGGAGUGGCUCGCUGAGGCUGAGCAGAGCUUUCGUUUCCAUGGUGCCCUCCCAGAUGACGACGAGGCUUUGUGUGCACUUCUUGAUCUACACAAGGAGUUUAUGAGGAAACUCGAAGAAAAAAGAGUGGGGCUGAGCAAAGCUACAGGUUUGGGGGAAGCGAUCUUGAACAUCUGCCAUCCAGACUCAAUUACCACAAUUAAACACUGGAACACCAUCAUCAAAGCCAGAUUUGAGGAGGUGUUAGCAUGGGCUAAGCAGCACCAGCACAGGAUAGGAAGUGCUCUGAAGGAAUUACUUGCUAAUCGGGAGUUGUUGGAGACCCUGCUAGGCUGGCUGCAGUGGGCAGAGACAACACUUAAUGAGAAGGAUAAGGAGACCAUCCCACAGCAAAUAGAGGAAGUCAAGACACUCAUUGCUGAACACCAGACCUUUAUGGAAGAAAUGACAAGGAAGCAACCCGAUGUUGACAAGUUAACAAAGACAUACAAAAGGAGAGGUGCAGCAGAACCUACCCCCAGCCAGUCCAACAUCCCUGUCCUGGAAAAAGGAAGAGGAAAAAGAAAACGGUCCCCUAUGCAAAGGAUGUACCCUUCAUCAACAAAUACGCAGAUUGAGACCAAGAACCCUCGAGUCAAUCUCCUAGUUAGCAAAUGGCAGCAGGUCUGGCUUCUGGCUUUGGACAGACGAAGAAAACUCAACGAUGCUUUAGACCGACUAGAGGAGUUGAGAGAAUUUGCCAACUUUGACUUUGACAUUUGGAGGAAACUUUAUAUGAGAUGGAUGAACCAUAAGAAGUCUAGGGUAAUGGACUUCUUCCGUCGUAUUGACAAAGACCAGGAUGGAAAGAUAACCAGGCAGGAGUUCACUGAUGGAAUUCUUUCCUCAAAGUUCCCAACUAGCCGUUUGGAAAUGAAUGCUGUGGCUGACAUCUUUGACAGAGAUGGAGAUGGCUACAUUGACUAUUAUGAGUUUGUAGCAGCUCUUCAUCCCAACAGGGAUGCCUACAAGCCACUUACAGAUGCUGACAAGAUAGAGGACGAGGUGACUCGUCAAGUGGCAAAGUGUAAGUGUCCAAAACGGUUCCAGGUGGAACAGAUUGGAGCUAACAAAUACCGGUUUUUCCUUGGAAACCAGUUUGGAGAUUCACAGCAGCUGCGUCUUGUUCGUAUCCUGCGCAGCACUGUUAUGGUUCGUGUGGGAGGUGGAUGGAUGGCACUUGAUGAGUUCUUAGUGAAAAACGAUCCUUGCAGAGCCAAAGGCAGGACAAAUAUGGAGCUUCGGGAAAAGUUCAUUUUACCAGAGGGCUUGACACAAAUCAUGGGUAGCUUCCGAUACCGGGGACGUAGGUCACGGCCAUCCUCAAGAGCUGCUUCUCCGAACAGAUCCAACUCCAGUCACUGCUGUGUUUCCGUCCCACCACCUCACAACCUAACCGCUGCCAGCACCCCAAAGAAUCCCCAACAUAUAACCCGCAAUUAUGAUAAGCCAUGGUUGACAAACAGCAAAACCUCUGCACCUGUUAGGUCACCAGAAUCCGCUGAAUGUCAAGUUUCAUCUACAGAGGGUACACCAAUACAAGGAAGCAAACUCCGUCUUCCUGGAUAUUUGUCUGGAAAAGGCUUUCAUGCUGGAGAGGAGGGCAGCCUCAUUGCAGCAGCAGCUUCCAAAGCCAGAACUCAGUCAGCAGAAACUAAGAAGACACCGAGCAGGCCUGGAAGCCAGGCAGGGAGUAAGGCCUGCAGCAGAGCAAGCAGCCGACGAGGCAGUGACGCCUCAGACUUCGACAUUUCAGAAAUCCUAUCUGUGUGCUCAGACAUGUCAGAGACUGUACCAGACUUGAACAAAACAGGGCUGAGGGCUGUACACCGGCCCUCUUCUGCCAAGCCUUCUAAAAUCCCCACGCCUCAGAGGAAGUCCCCCGCUGUUAGUAAACUGGCCAAGGCUUCCAAGAGAUAGUUGGGACAGGCUCAGCAGAAUAACUACAACGUGCAUUAAUAUUUAAGGUUGUGAGGUGUAAAAUAUUCGGUUGAAAUGAAUGUGUAAUAUUGAGGCAGAUUUGAAUGCAGACAGCCUUAUGUGUACUGUAUGUGUCUUGUUUUUUUUAUUUUAUGUGAAUAAUGUUGUGUCAGAUAUUAUUAUUAUUAUUAUUAUUAUUAUUAUUAUUAUUAUUAUUAUUAUUAUUAUUAUUGAUGCCAUGUCCUUAAGAGGGCAAAAUGAGAGACUUUAUAAUGUAAGUUAAACUAACAUUUUUACACAAUAAUGUGUAACUGUAACACUAAAUAUUGCUGAGAAACAGCUACUGAAUGUACUAUAAUUUUCUGGAAUUUAACUUGUCUAUUUAAGUAAGGCAAUUCUUGGCGAUAACAAUUAAUUUAUAUCUUCUGACAAUGCAACGAAGAGCAGUCAAAACAUAUAAAAAGAGACAGUUCUGGAUUGACUCACUAAACACUAAGAUAAGGUUUCAGACGAAUGUGCAAAAGGAUAUGAAGUUAAUAAUUCAUACAGCAGAAAAUUGAAAUAAAAAAGCAAAGAGUUUUAUUCACAAAUCAUAAGCACUUACAAAACAUAUUAUGUUAAAAUACCUUGCAGGAAAUUGUGCCAUUUAUUUAACUGUGACUAGGGCCAUACAGACUCCUAGUAACUAAAAUACUAGUAUGAAGUGCAUUCAUGUCAAUGUAUGGUUUUCAUUUGCUUGCAGAAAGCUAAAAAUGAAUCAUUCUUCAUUUUUUUUAUUGAGGGCUUUCUCAAAAACAAAAAAGAUCAUAUUCACAAAGCUGUAACUCAGAAGAGGCCCAUUUUGGCGGAUUAAAUAAAAAUUGCAAUUCAUAAAA